CAAGUGGUGAGCGAGUUCAGAUAGAGUGCGCUUCAGGUCUGAGCUGUAUUUUCUUCUGUUAUGAGAGUGACCCAUUUUGAUAUCUGAUGUGAGCUGACAGUGAAGAAUGUAAAACCAGCCUGUUACAGAGAAAGGAGUGUCUCUGAGAAGACUUUACUGGCAUUGGUGCUGGCACGGCAUAUCCUGGUGUUUGAAUGUCUCAGCCUGUCGUUUCAGUGUGGAUUCUGCAGCCCUCCUCCACCCCAGCCACCUCUAUUCAGUUCAGAGCAGGUUUUCUGCUCAGUUCAUCCCCCAUACCUCAGUCUCCUCCUCCAGGCUACCUCACUGGUGUCCCCAGCUUCUCAGAAGUCUACUCCUCAUCUGAUCCUGCAUCCCUCAUGAACACCAGUGUCUAUACUCCAUGAUAAAAUAAGAUAAUGAUGUCUCAGUUUUGGAAUGCUGCAUUCAGGCUCGGCGUGCUAUGAAGGACCAGUAUGACGUAGGAAAAAGGGAGAGUGUGAUAUUUAAACGCAGAAAGGUGGAGCCUGCCUCUCAUUCAUUCAGCUGCUUGUGACUGCUCUUGUCAGAUCAUGGACUACAUUCAACAGACAACAAAGGGCGACCAUGGCUCUCAUGGGGGCCACUGCCAACUGAAGCUGGUGGACUAUGAGGCUGAUGAAAACCACAUUUCCCAUGAGACUCAGGGGCUCAGCCAAAAGCACCUGGUGGUGCGGCGAGGGAAACCGUUCAAAAUUACGCUGAAGUUCGGUGGUCAGUCGUGGGAUCCGAAUUGGCAUCGUCUGAUCCUGGACGUAAAGAUAGGUGAUUUGUUCGAGAGGAUGAGGGUCCAGCUUCCUGAGGAGUGGCCUAAUCCCCAUAGAUGGUCCGCCAUAAUCGACCGGCACGGCAUGCAUCCACAUUCAGUGACCAUCAACAUCUGCUCUCCUGUUAUGUCCGCAGUAGGUCUUUAUGACCUCUAUCUCCACAUAGAAACCAGACAUGGUAGAAAGAGCUUCGUAGUGGGGGCGUUUAUCCUGCUCUGCAACCCUUGGCACUCAGAUGAUCCUGUGUACAUGCCAAAUGAUGCUGAAAUAGAAGAAUACAUGAAGAGUGACUAUGGGUGGUUGUUCAUGGGAACAGCUCUACACAACAGCAGCAGACCUUGGUCCUUUGGUCAGUAUGAGCCUGGAGUCCUGGAAGCGUGUCUACAGCUGCUGCAGAUCAGUCCACAGCACCUGAGGGACAAAAACGAAGACUACUCUCUCCGAGCAGACCCGGUCUACCUCAGCAGGGUGCUCUGUGCAAUGGUGAAUAGUGCUGAUGACGACCGGGGGAUUCUGUUGGGGAAGUGGCAGGGCAGCUAUGCGGAUGGUGUCAAGCCUACAGAUUGGAGCGGCAGUGCUGACAUCCUCAAUCAGUGGAUCUCUUCAGAAUACAAACCUGUACGUUACGGACAGUGCUGGGUCUUUGCUUCAGUCCUCUGCACAGUGAUGAGAGCACUUGGCAUUCCCUCCAGGGUGGUCACAGUAUUUAAUGCAGCCCACGAUGGAGAUUGCAGCUUGUCAGUAGAAGAAUAUUACUCAACCACAGGGGAAAAGCUCAACCUCUCAAGGGACAGUGUUUGGAACUUCCAUGUAUGGGUGGAGUCCUGGAUGAGACGACUAGACCUCAGUCCUGAGUUUAAUGGCUGGCAGGUUGUGGACCCGACUCCACAGGAGAAGAGUGCAGGGAUUUACCGCUGUGGCCCUUGCCCAGUUGCUGCCGUCAAGCAGCGUGUCCUCAGAACCCCAUUCGACACACCAUUCCUCCAUGCCGCAGUUAACGCUGACAUAAUACGUCUAAUCGUGCGUGAUGGACAGGUGGUGGGGAGGAAGGUGGACAGUGAGACAGUGGGACAGCUGAUCUACACCAAGAGUGUCGGCUCAGACAGACCAGAGGAUCUCACACCUGCUUACAAGGAUAUCAAGGAUGAGAACAACUUUUUCGGUUGUUCAAUAAGUACAUCCCACGGAGGGGGCGGCGGCCCUGGAGAUAUGAUGAUGCGGUCAUGCCAGAGUGGGGGCGGCGGCCCUGGAGAUAUGAUGAUGUGGUCAUGCCAGAGUGGGGGCGGCGGCCCUGGAGAUAUGAUGAUGCGGUCAUGCCAGAGUGGAGGACCUUCAGCUCCAGAAGACUCUUCAAGUCUGGAGGUGUCCCUCAACAUAGAAGGGGUGCCGUCGGUGGGUGACGGUAUCACCUUGACUGUGACGAUCACAAGCCAUUUUUAUGCCCCGCGAGUCCUGAUAGAACACGUUAACGCUCAGCUUAAAGAGUUUAACAGCGGCCCGCAACAGAGCUUCUGGAAAACGAGCAAAAAAGUGCACAUGGAGACCGGAGGAGAUUUGAAGCUUAGCCACGUCAUCCCUCCCUCCACGUAUGAGGCGUGCCUGGCAGGUGAUGACAUUGUGAAUGUCGCAGUGGUGAUAACAGAUGAAGAGAGUGAUGAAAAAGCCCUGGCUGCACAGGAGUUUAGCUUGAGCUCACCACAGAUAACAAUAGAGAUUGAAGGAGGGGACACCAUCAAGCAAAAAGAGAAGCAAACAGCCAAGGUUUCCUUCGUCAACACGUUUUCCAAACCUCUGAAUGGAGCAGUGCUGACGGUGGAGGGAUCUGGUUUGUUGCAGGGCAAACAAGAGGCCAGACUUGCUCUUCUGAAGCCUGGUGAGAAGAUAGAGAAGCAGGUGUCCAUCGAGGCAUCCUCUCCUGGAACCAAAGUCUUGAUGGCCACUUUCUCACACAGCGACUGCCCCAGUGUCGUUUCCAGAUGUUACCACAAAGUGUCCGUCAAGAAUUAGUAACACUGAAAAACAUUUGUGAACAUAUCUCAGGAAAAGAUUUUCUGUUUUGUUCUGGCUGAAGUGGGUUUUCUGGUGCAACUUCACCAGCUUCCAUGGUGCAUGGAGGAUGAAUAAAUCUUAAGGGAAAGGGAAAUCUCCAGUGAUGCUUGCAGUUUAGAAAACAACUUUAUUCAACUGAUGUGUUUCAACACUUUGGUCUGAUAAAGUUGUUCUCUAAACUAUAAGUGUCGCUGGAGAUUCGUCUUUUUUUCAGUUCUUAUAUUCUUGAUGUUUUCUUGUUUCAUGUUUGAUCUUCUCAUAAGAAGCACUUCUCUCAACCUUGUUUGUGUUAAAUGUGCUGCUGUCAUAAAGUUGACUGACUAUUAUUCAAGCACAUUCAGAAAGUAUUACAGUAAGAAAAGAUGGGGAUUCUGUAAAAACAAAAAAUAAACAUUAAUCACAAAU
Molecule: messenger RNA, 3257 nt
Organism: Cheilinus undulatus (humphead wrasse)
Lineage: Eukaryota; Metazoa; Chordata; Actinopteri; Labriformes; Labridae
Product: protein-glutamine gamma-glutamyltransferase 2-like
Exons: 20
Coding region: 570-2810 (746 amino acids)
Biological process (GO): peptide cross-linking
Molecular function (GO): protein-glutamine gamma-glutamyltransferase activity
Source: RefSeq, a predicted model, not a curated record